AGCUAAUUUGCUCAGCUCCUUCUUCUCCAAGCGGUGCCCUCUUUCACUUUUUUCCCCCAAAAAGAAUUAAUAUCUGCCAUGGAAGUACCACUCCAAGCUGAGCAUGAGCUUGAACUCGAAACCCAAUCAUCUUCUUCAUCAUCAUCGUCGUCAUCAUCAUCCCCUUUAGUUAUUAAAUCAAACAAAAUUCAAAAACUGACUCAAAAAACAAACGAAAACAAGAGGAAGUUCAACAAUGGCGACGAACUUGAAGGGAAACAUCCCGCAUACAGAGGUGUGAGAAUGCGUCAAUGGGGGAAAUGGGUAUCUGAAAUCCGUGAACCAAGGAAAAAAUCAAGGAUUUGGUUAGGCACGUUCCCCACGGCGGAAAUGGCGGCUCGAGCUCACGAUGUGGCGGCGCUUGCCAUUAAAGGCAAAUCGGCUUACUUGAAUUUCCCAGAUAUAGCUCAUGAGCUUCCUCGGCCGGUAAGUUCAUCGCCUAAGGAUAUUCAAGCUGCUGCUGCUAAAGCUGCUGCUUUGAGUUACGAUCAAAUGGCGCCGCGUUCUCCGUCAUGUACGGCGUAUUCGACGGUUUCUCAUGAGAGUACAAGUUCAUCGUCGAAUGAUAAGGAUGAUGCUUUCAUUGAUCUUCCAGAUUUGUUGAUGGAUAUGAAUCAUCAAAUGUAUGAGUUCUGGGGUGUUGAUAUUAAUGGUUUUUUGGGGUCUGAAGAGCCUCGCCUUUGGGAAUAUUGCUAAUUUGGUCCAUCAACAAUAUCAUCAUGUUGUAAUAUUUUUCCAUUAAUUUACAGGUUUUAUUUUAAAAUCCAA
Molecule: messenger RNA, 807 nt
Organism: Gossypium raimondii (Peruvian cotton)
Lineage: Eukaryota; Viridiplantae; Streptophyta; Magnoliopsida; Malvales; Malvaceae
Product: ethylene-responsive transcription factor ERF039
Exons: 1
Coding region: 79-735 (218 amino acids)
Biological process (GO): regulation of DNA-templated transcription
Molecular function (GO): DNA-binding transcription factor activity; DNA binding
Source: RefSeq, a predicted model, not a curated record